This is a messenger RNA of Nelumbo nucifera (sacred lotus), 1443 nucleotides long. Its product is annotated as disease resistance protein RPP13-like. Gene Ontology annotation, biological process: defense response to other organism. NCBI's taxonomy places the organism in Eukaryota, Viridiplantae, Streptophyta, Magnoliopsida, Proteales, Nelumbonaceae. The record is from RefSeq and is a predicted model, not a curated record. Gene Ontology annotation, molecular function: ADP binding.
AUGGCAUGGCAAAUUUCAGAACCCAUGAGAGAAACAUAUGAGAUGAUGAGUCAGAAAGAUUUGGAGGCAAAUCUCUCUGAGUUCUUGCAGGAGAAAAGGUACUUGAUAGUCCUAGAUGAUGUAUGGGRCAAUCAAGUAUGGGAUGAACUGAAAGGCGCUCUGCCAUGUGGGAUGAAGGGAAGCAGAAUAUUGAUCACUACUCGUAAUAAGGCCACGGCUUUAUAUAUUGAUCCAAAUAGCAAUCCUCAUGACUUGCGCUUAUUAGACAAGGAGAAAAGCUGGGAAUUGCUUUAUAAGAAGAUAUUCAUGACCAGAAAAACUAAUUUGGAUGUGGCAAAGAUGAAGCAGUUGGGGAUAAACAUUGUGGCAAGAUAUGAAGGCCUGCCCCUUGCAUUGGUUGAAAUAGGAGAGCUCUUGGCAAGGGAAGAAAAGUCACAAAUUGAUCUACUGAAAGUGCUUCAAAGUGAAAAUCAUAAUCUCAGUCGAUUCCCAGAACGAUGUUUACAGACACUAGCUUUGAGUUAUUACCAGUUACCCAAUCACUUGAAAUGGUGCUUUUUGUAUUGCAGUAUCUUUCCAGCCAACUAUGAGAUCCCCACACAGAAGUUGCUGAGGCUGUGGAUAGCUGAGGGGUUUAUUCAUCCAAGUGAUGGAAGGACACAGCAGGAGGUUGCAGAGGAAUACUUAGAGCAGCUGCAUCACAGGAGCUUGAUUCAAUCUGUAAAUCUGAGAUCAGAUGGGAGUAUUAAAUCAUGCCGUGUCCCUCAAUUUCUGCUAGAGGUUGCCGUGUUAAAUGCCAAGAAAGCCAAUUUUCUUGACUUUUACACAGGCCUUGAUUGUGAGUGCCCAACCGAAGCUCGCCGAGUUGGUAUUCAUUCUGCCAUUAUUCCUCCAAUAUUCUCAAUUUCUGGCCUCCGGACUGUAUUGCUCUUUGGAAAGUAUACAGAUAUUCUUGAAAUUAGUAAGCUGGAUUGCAUUGGAGAUCUUCAAUUGAUCAGAGUCUUGGAUCUUGAGUGUGUACAGCUUUCAGAGGUGCCGCAUGCAAUUGGGAAACUCAUCCAUCUAAGGUACUUGGGGUUGAAGCAGACAUGCCUAAAAGAUGUCUCAUCGGUGAUCGGCAAGCUCCAAAACCUACAAAUUCUGGAUAUUGGAUAUAAUUCCAUUGAAGUGCUUCCACCAACCAUAUUUGACCUGCAGAGCUUACAAGUCCUAGAUGCAAGGUGUAACCAAAUAAAGGAGCUUCCAUUGACAAUCUCCAAACUUUGCAACCUGAAAACACUUGAUAUAAGGUGUAACCAAAUAAAGGAGCUUCCAUUAACAAUGCCUGAAAUUCGUAACCUACAAACUCUAGAUGUAAGGCGAAACUUCAUUACUAUCAUAUCUAGCAAGAUUGCGACAAGGGUAAGACAACUAUAUAUGGAUCAGGGAGUGACAAUUUGGUAA